GUUAUCAUCAGCUCCAUGUAAAACACCUUUCAUAUUUCGUUGCGAUUGUCACUGUAUAAGGAACCACUAUGAUCAGGUUUUCUGUUCUAGUCUGCCUAUCAGUGCUGCUGUUUAGCACUUCAGCCAAGCCAUACAGGCCCAGGGAAAAAGUGUUGGGCAGUGCAGUUCAGGACACUAUAGUUUUUGAUCAUCCCAAUGAGAAGAUGAUCCUGGGAAUGAAGGAGGUGGAGCCACCACAGGACAUGGACAUUACAGAUUUUGACAUCAAUCCCAACAUGUUGAUUUGGAAAGCCGUAAAAGAAGAAAUACAGCAGAAAUACGACAGACCUGAAGAGGAUAAAGAUGCUCUCUACCACUCCUUUGACAUAAAACAUCCAGCUGAUGCAAAACAGCCUGAAAACUACUUUCAGCUACUGGAACACAAUCCGGUACGGAUGUCUGACAAACCAGAAGAAGAUCGAGAUGAUCUAUACCAUGGCAUGUUUGAUGUAGCUGAAGAGCCAAUGAGAGGAGAGAAGGAUGUAAUUGGAGGUAAUGUCAAGCCCAUGUACUCAAGCCCUGAAGUGGACAAAGACGACCUGUACCACGCAGAUGUUAAAGGACAUCAGUCUGACCAGCAGGCUCUUCCGAUGAAUAUAUUCCCCUUUCGCCCCAAAAGGGUGCACACAGAGCCAGAGGUAGACCUGGAUGACCUUUAUCAUAAGCAAUGA
This is a messenger RNA of Sinocyclocheilus anshuiensis, 710 nucleotides long. RefSeq lists its product as uncharacterized. The transcript has 4 exons. Lineage: Eukaryota; Metazoa; Chordata; Actinopteri; Cypriniformes; Cyprinidae. The record is from RefSeq and is a predicted model, not a curated record. Bases 69 to 710 code for a protein of 213 amino acids.